Molecule: messenger RNA, 7774 nt
Organism: Meleagris gallopavo (turkey)
Lineage: Eukaryota; Metazoa; Chordata; Aves; Galliformes; Phasianidae
Gene: SLC6A7
Product: solute carrier family 6 member 7
Biological process (GO): sodium ion transmembrane transport; nitrogen compound transport; amino acid import across plasma membrane
Cellular component (GO): plasma membrane
Molecular function (GO): amino acid:sodium symporter activity
Source: RefSeq, a predicted model, not a curated record
UUGGAGAUGGGUGGGAGUCAUUUUGUAGGGACUUGGUGGAGGGAUGCGUCCCCAGCCCCUACCCUCAGGCAGGUGCUGCUGGCAAUGAUUUGUGCCAGGGGUGCCCCGGAGGGUGGGCACCAGGUGCUCGGUCCUACAGUGCUGCUCAUGAGGAUGCUGACCCCUGAUGUAGGGAGCUCAGGGGCUCCGGUUUCCCCCAUGGGAUCGGGACACAGCUGGGCUGCUGCUUCCCUGCCUAAGGUUGGGGUUGUUGGGUCUCAGGGGACCCAGGUGGUACUGGAUCCUGAGCUCCCCCUGUACCCUUUGGAGGCCAGUAGGGCUAGGAAUCCUGAUGGGAGCUCUUUGACCCAGCUCUCAGACUUCCCCAUCCCAGUCUUGCCCUUCCACUCUUACGUCUGCCCCUGUACCAGGGACAGAGCCCCUUCCAUUGCCCUUCCCACAUGGGGCUGGGUGCUGUGGGGUGGCUGAGUGGCAAUCCCAGCUCUCAUGCUGCUGCUCCUGCAUGUGGGUGCUGCCCAGAGCAUGCCCAGGCACUGCCCUUCACCUUUUUGCUUGCCUGCUAACCGCAGGGUAAGGAUGGCUCCAGCCCGUGCCCAGCCUCCAGCUGCAGGAAUGAAAACCCUAAGAGUUUUGUCCAUGACAGGAAAUUCCUGGGAUGCUGGGACAUGAUGUAAAAACCCAGUGCUGGCCUGGCACAAGGCAGCAGCUCUCUGGCAGCCUUCUGCUUUGCUCCGUGCCGCUGGGAGGCAGCUCUGUCCUCUCCCAUUUCCUACAAAUCUCUUUUUCAGAUCACUCAGCAACUGCAAGAUCUAUUCAAAGUUCUCUUGUCCCUCCAAAAGCCUUUCUGAGACAUGUGAAGAAAUUCCUCUGCUGCUCACGGUCCUGUUUAACAUUUAGUCAGGAAUUCAUUUAGUCCCACAGCAAUCAGCCUGAAUGGAAAGCAGAUGACUCUGAGUUAUUUCCCCAUCUCCGGUGCUGCUCGGGGCCCUUCACCAUCCCAACCACUCAGAGCCCUGGGUGGAGGGCAGGAGGGGGUGUCUCCUUCAGGUGGCAGGAUGCCAUGCCUGACCCUGGGCUGAGGUUUCCCUGGAGCUGCUGGAACCGCUCACACAGCCCCACAACCCAAGCAGCCCCUCCUCACCUGCAUCCGCUUCCUAUUUGCAAGCCGGGAAUUUCAAGCUUUUCUACCAGACAUAUGGAAAUUCCUCCUUAAUAGAGACCUUUCUCAGGCUCUAAGGAUUUUUGCUUUUGCAUAAUAGUAUUUCUGUAAGAGCUGAGUGGAUUUUAUUUUAUUUUUUUUCCUAUAUGGGAUUUCUUAUAUGCUUCAGGGAUUAUUUGGUGCAAGGGUGGGAGCCUGGCACUGGGAUGUCCCCAUUCCAAUAGGUGCUGGGUGCAGAGCCUCCUCGUGCCAUGCCACAGCCUGACCCAUUGCAGCCAGUGUUUUUUUUUUCUGCAAGAGAUUAACAAGCAAUUCGAACUGAUCCGGUGUGACUCACAUGGCACAGACGCACUGUGCUCACAGCACAGAAAUCUGCCUUUGGGUGGCAUUUCCUCAGUCAGACGCUGUGGUUCACACACAAAAUUCUCAACACAUCACGGACGAAACAACGCCACAAUGCCAAAAGUAUGAAUUGAGGCAAAAUAUGAUGAAAAAAUCAACCUGGAGCUGGCUGGCAUCUCACAGCUCCAGCUUUAUGACUGUUGAGUUUUGUAGAGGUUUAAUUUAAGCAAAGCAGUUUGCAGAUAGUAAUUAGCACAGGAUAAUUUCACUGUGGAAGCCAGCUCAUAUCUUACCAGAAUCUCAAACACCUUUUCUUCUUGGUGCCCUUUACUUUGCUGACCUCUUUGGAGGCAUCUCCUGGCACAUGAUGCAAAGUGGUGCAGUGCUUAAAAACAGUGAUGCCAGGGGAGCGGAUGGUCCCUGUCUGUCUGUAACCGGUCUGAAAGAUGGCAGCUCUGCAUGCAAAGCACCGGAGCAGAGCUGUCAGCCUCUGCUGGGAGAGAAAAGCCCUGUUAUGAGAGAGGAUGAAAGAGGUUAUUAGUCCUAAAAAAAGGGCUGAAAGAGAGCCUCGGUGUGAGAUAUCCACCUGAAUCAAUGAGGUGUGCAGCUCGCUGUUGUCUGGGACAAAGGUGCUCUGGAAUCCUUAAAUACUGCAUUUUGCAAUUUGUUUUCAUUCAGAUGAUCAGCCCAGGCUUUGUGUGGUGGGUGAGGAUCCGUGUGAUCUGGGUGAUGCAGUCCCCUCUGUGCCUCACCUACCCUUGUGCUCCCACCACCCCACCUGCCAGAGACCUCAGGGAGCACAGCUGAUGUCUCAGCAGGGAUGCUGCAGCACAGUCUGUCCACCGUCUGCAAACAUGGUUUGUUGUGGGUUGUGGCUGUACACUGGGUUAAUUAGUGGGUAUGGCCAAAAUGAGGAAUUGCUAAAUCAGAGAGCUCAGUUAAGGAGCUGCAGAAGGGCUGCCAGGUGGCAGAGGUGUUUUGUAGUGGUAUUAUAUUUAGGUCAUGGUUUUACUUUGCAGCCUGAAGCUUUUCCUCCAGCCCGUAUCCUGUGGCUAUGGCAUGCAACAGGGAUGGGUUUUUAGGGCUGGCUGCUGCAGCCAGGGUUGGGUUUUGAUGCCAGCCUUUUGCUCAGGUGAGCAUCUCAGGUUGGCUCUGGGAAGAGCUGCCAGCUCAUCCCACACCAGGUGGAUUCACUUGGUGCUGGUGGGCAGGAGCAGGGUGAGAGCAUGCAGCCAUUGCAGAAUGGCUCUUGGUCUCCAUGGGAACUGGCAGCAGGAUCAGCCCAGGCUGGACGGAGAGGAGAAGAAGGAUGAGGAGGAAGGUGGUGUGCCACCUUGUACAGAACACUCUGCAUCCCAAUGGGAAGGAGGACCCACAGCUCUGGGCUUAUCCCCCCACAUCCACAUGUCAAAAUCUGGUUCUCUGUGGUCUAUGAACUCAGGCAGAGAUGGUUGUUUUUCUCUUUUAAGACUCCAGAAGAAGGGGAGGGGACUCCAAGCUGGGAAUCCCCCUGCCCUGGUCCUGGUGUCCUGUUAGCAGGGACACCUCUGUCCUCUCCCCUCACUGGAGAUGAACCCAACGCACCCCACAAGAAGAGGGCUCUUCCCAGGCCAUACUCACACCCGUGUUUUGAAGAUGAGAAAACCUUGAUGUGACCCCUUGAGAUGGUUUAUUGAUGAACCCCUGGCCACCCUCUCCUAUUCCUGCACCCUCUCUCAUUCAGCCGGUGACACCAGAGCUCCUGGUGAGCCCCAGCAGCCAGGACGGAGACCUGGGCUCCCAGUGCCCUGAAGACAGAGGGAACUGGACGGGACGUCUGGAUUUCCUCCUCUCCUGCAUCGGGUACUGCGUGGGCCUGGGAAACGUCUGGAGGUUCCCCUACAGGGCUUAUACCAAUGGAGGAGGAGCUUUCUUGGUUCCUUACUUCAUCAUGCUGGCCAUCUGUGGGAUCCCCAUCUUCUUCAUGGAGCUGUCACUCGGGCAGUUCUCCAGCCUGGGGCCGCUUGCUGUCUGGAAGAUCAGCCCUCUGUUUAAAGGCAUUGGCAUGGGCACCAUCCUCAUCGUCUCCCUGGUGGCCAUUUACUACAAUAUGAUCAUUGCUUACGUUCUCUUCUACCUCUUUGCAUCCCUCACAAGCGACUUGCCCUGGCAGCACUGCGGCAACUGGUGGAACACUGACCUGUGCCUGGAUCACCGCAUCAUCAAGGCGGGGAACACCACCCUCCCCGUCAACAUCUCCAACACCGUCAGCCCCAGCGAGGAGUACUGGAGCCGCUACGUUCUGCACAUCCAAGGGAGCUCCGGGAUCGGGGACCCUGGCAGGAUCCGCUGGAACCUGUGUCUGUGCCUGCUCCUUUCUUGGACCAUUGUGUACCUGUGCAUCUUAAAGGGAGUCAAAUCCUCUGGCAAGGUCGUGUACUUCACUGCCACCUUCCCAUACCUCAUCCUGGUGAUGCUGCUUAUCCGUGGCGUGACACUGGAGGGGGCCUGGAAGGGAAUCCGCUUUUACCUCACGCCCCAGUUUGACCACUUGCUGACUUCCAAGGUGUGGAUCGAAGCAGCCCUGCAGAUUUUCUACUCCCUUGGGGUAGGCUUUGGGGGCCUCCUCACCUUUGCCUCAUACAACACCUUUCAUCAGAACAUCUACAGGGACACCUUCAUAGUCACCCUGGGCAAUGCCAUCACCAGCAUUCUGGCGGGGUUUGCCAUCUUCUCUGUUUUGGGAUACAUGUCCCAGGAGCUCGGGGUCCCCGUCAACCAGGUGGCCAAAGCAGGUCCUGGCCUGGCUUUUGUGGUGUACCCCCAGGCCAUGACAAUGCUCCCCCUUUCUCCAUUCUGGUCUUUCCUCUUCUUCUUCAUGCUGUUAACCUUGGGCCUGGAUAGCCAGUUUGCCUUUAUGGAGACUAUUGUGACGGCAGUGACAGAUGAAUUUCCCUACUACCUGCGACCAAAGAAAGCUGUUUUUUCGGCUGCCAUCUGCGUUGGUCUCUUCCUAAUGGGACUGAUCCUCACAACAGAGGGCGGGAUGUACUGGCUGGUCCUGCUGGAUGACUACAGCGCUGGCUUUGGUCUCAUGGUGGUGGUGAUCACUACCUGCCUGGUAGUGACACGUGUCUAUGGCAUGAAGAGGUUCUGCAGAGACAUUCACAUGAUGCUGGGCUUCCAACCAGGGCCCUACUUCAGAGCCUGUUGGAUGGUCCUGUCCCCAGCUACGAUGAUGGCACUGCUGGUGUACAACAUUGUCAAGUACCAGCCCUCUGAGUAUGGCAGCUACCGCUUCCCUGCCUGGGCUGAGGCCCUGGGCAUCCUCAUGGGGCUCUGCUCCUGCCUGAUGAUUCCUGCAGGCAUGCUCAUGGCUGUGCUGCAAGAGGAAGGGACGCUGUGGGAGCGCUUCCAGCAAGCCAGCCGUCCCACCAUGGACUGGGGCCCAUCGCUGGAGGAGAACCGGACUGGUACAUAUGUGGGCAGCCUGGCUGGCAGCCAGUCUCCCAAACCACUGAUGGUCCACAUGCGGAAAUACGGGGGCAUCACCAGCUAUGAGAACACGGCCAUUGAGGUGGACAAGGAGAUCGAGGAGGAAGAGGAAGAGUCCAUGAUGUGAAGGGAUAAGCUCUCCGCUUUACACUUUGGUACUUCAAGCUGGCUCAGGGCUGGGGAGGCUUUUCAGAUCUGCUGGCCCUGCUGGACCCUUCAUCACCACUGCAGCCCUGCCAGGACAGAGAUGCUGCCUGUCCUGUCACCCCCAAGGUGUUUGUGUUCAGUGUGGCAAGGUGUGCAACGAGUCCAUAUGUUCAUGUGACAAUGUCUGUGCAAGCAUUUGGGUUGCCCCAAGCCCUUGGCCCCAGCCCAGGGAUGCUUGGUGCAGAAGGAGGCAGUCCUUUGAGUUCAUGAGUUCUCUGCUAAUAUGUGUUUAACUCCAGCAACCCACAAACACAUGUGAGAAAGAAUUUCAAUAUCCUAAAUGCCCUGAGGAAGGUCUGUGUCAGUGCCCUCAGAGACACCCCAGCAAAACCAGGGUGCAUCAGCAUCCUGCUGAAAUCUGACCUAAUAAAUGAGCAGUCAAAAAUAGUAAGAAGGAAAUAAAGUGCUUUAUAAAUAAACUGGUCUGGGACAUCCUGAGAUUGUAGGCCCAUACAGGAGCAGGGCUCAGGCAAGCUGAAGAAUGGGAAGAGGCUGGGUCUCUGGUUCCCCAUAAAUGCAGGAGCUCAUGCACAGGAGUCAACCGGACCCAGCACCAAAGCAUGCAAGUGCAGCUGCCCCCAGGGUACCUCCUGCCUGGGUAGAGGAAGAGGAGCUCACACAGCAUCCAUAAGGGCACAUCCAGAGGGGAUUCCAGGCACAUGAGGCACAGAUACCUGGUGCGUUGUCCAAGGCAUCUCUGUUCCACUAAGGUAAAAACCACGAUGAAGGAUAAACAGAAAAAUGAGGGCUUAUGCCUGGGUUAUGCCUGUAGCCCUGAUGUACUGGGCUCUCCAGGGCAAACCUGGCACGAGGCUUUUCUGGCACGGCCAUGUCAUCACAUCACCCAUGUGUGCCAGGCUCCACUGUGCUGCACAGCACAUAGCCACCUCGGGGAGAAACCAGCCAGCCCUCGAGCAGCACCCAGCAGCAGUCUGCGCUGCUCCUCAGUGUCCCUUCCCUAGCACUGUGGGGGAUUUAAUUAUUGCCUUUGCACCUCGGGGUCUGUAGGGAUGUUCUCCAACGCGUCUUUCUCCUGCUGCUUUCCUCCCCACACUGGAGGCACUGAGCACAACUCAGCUCGCUUCCCAGCUGGCUCUGACCUUUAUUCUUCCUCGUCAGACCCCUUCCCUGGGCCCGUUGGGCUGUGGCAGUGCGACCGUGCCGCAAAGCACCUCUGUCCGCUAUCCCCUGGGUUAAUCAUUAGAGGCCGGCCAUAAAAGUGUCGCUGAUGGAAAGUUCAGGCUGUGGCGGCUGGAGAGCGGGGAGGGCCUGCCAUAAACAUUUAUGGCCCCAAUGAAUCCUCGCUCUAACCUUGACACUAUUUGCUGAGCGGGAGGCCUCGGGAGGUCACGGUGCUGCCCAGCCACCGUGGUGUGCGGGCCGGGGGACCCCAGCCAGCCUGGCCCCGUUGAGAGAUGGAUGUGAUGGAGCAGGCGGUGGUCUUGGGCACUUCAUGGCAUCGCUGCUGGCCAAGGAAGCACGGGAGGCACUUGGAACACCCUCACAGGAUGUGGAGAUGGAGGAUUUUGAGCUGGGCACUCUGCUCUGGGCUCUGUGUGGCUCCAUGGGGUCCUGGCCCCAUAUUCCCCCCUGGAAUCCUACAGGCUGCAUGCCUGCCAUCGCUUGGAGGUACAGUGUGAAGGACGGGGCAGGGACACAUCCCCUGGGCACAGCACACUGGGACACAGCACCGCAUCCAUCCCUACGCCUCCAUGCGUUCCACCCUCUGGGGAACACCCUGCUCUGCCACCGCAUUGACCUUGCAGCAACACUUUUUGGCACGGAGCGACGGAAAUACUGCCAAGGGGCAGAGGUUGGCCUUGGGACAGGCGUCUGCCUGCUUCCCUCAGCACAGCCUUCUGCUGACACCUCGUGGGAUCGCAGCACCACUGCAGGCCCGGAGCCGUGCCCUGCCAGCCCGCCCCACGGCUCCACGUCACCCCUGAGUUCCUCCUGCUGCCCUCAGAGCAGCCCAGCGCUGCGUUCCCAUCACCCUGCAAUGGGGACAGACAGGGCUGGGGGUGACGUGAAGCUCCCACGGUGAGCCCAAGAACCCAGGCUUUGCUCUAAGCCUCAUUGCUUUCAAGGGCAGCAAUGGAGGGAUGCAGACGGUCUGAGUCACUGCAGUGACAGAGAAUCAUCCGUUUCCAUGCUCAGAAGUUGUUAGCUAUUUAUUGCACUUGAACACCAAGAAUAAAACGGACAAUCGCCCUCCCGCCCCGCGCCCGGACCCCCGCUGCCCUCCCCACGUAUCGCAUCCGAGUUGAGCAGUGAUCGUUCUGUUUGCAGCCGCAGGUUCUGAAAACAAAGGACAAGGAAACGAUACCAAUCCCUCCCCCCCCCGCAUCGAGAGCCCACUGAAUCCAACGUGGUCGCACUGCUCGAAGGAUUGAGUAAGCAUACAAAAGGAAAAAGGCUUCAGCUGCAACCGUAUGGACUUACAGACACAGGAGAUGGGCAGCCACCCCUCCCCAGGGCCUGGUUUAUGUUGCUUGACAAAGCUUAGUAUACUCUUAAUUAAUAUAUAUAUAUUUUUGCAGUCAUCUUAAAUAAAUAUUUCCAUAGAGAAUUCCUGUAUGCAUAUAUAUAUUU